CAUACACCCAAUUCAUUCCAAUUAUACAGAGACACUCAUUUGCAUAUAAAACAGUUGCCAGACCUAGUAAGUUCCUGUAAAUUGGAGCAUAUUGCUAUCAAGUCAUGGAGGACACACUUGUGAAUGUAAAGAAAUGGGUAGAAGAAAACAAAGAUGCUUUCCUGCCGCCAGUAUGCAAUAAGCUUAUGCAUCACCGACAGCUCAAUAUAAUGUUUGUUGGUGGACCAAACCAACGGAAAGAUUACCAUAUUGAAGAAGGAGAAGAGUUGUUUUACCAGCUGCAGGGAGACAUGUGCCUGAAGAUAAUAGAAAAUGGAAAACACAAGGACAUCCACAUUAAAGAAGGAGAGAUGUUUCUUUUACCAGCCAGGAUUCCACAUUCUCCACAAAGGUAUGCAAACUCUGUGGGACUGGUAAUUGAAAGGAGAAGAUUAGAAACAGAAACUGAUGGACUGAGAUAUUAUAUUGGAGAAUCAACAGAUGUCCUUUUUGAAAGAUGGUUUUACUGUGAGGAUCUUGGUACACAACUGAUUCCAAUAAUUCAAGAAUUUUUCAGUUCAAUGGAGUAUCAAACUGGAAAACCCAAUCCAGGUGAAAUCUUAAGAGCAAUUCCUUUUCCACUAAAUGAUGUUACAGUCAUGGAUCCUUUUUCUUUGCAAGAUCGGCUGAAUGAUUGCCAAGAAAAUAUAGCUCUGAAACAAACCUUGAGUCUUUUUGGAGACAACUUUGAAACAGAGGUUGUAAUAUUUGGACCAGGAACAACUGAAGAGAGAGGAAAGAAUGCAGAUAUAUGGAUAUGGCAGAUGGAAGGUGCAUCUUUUGUUACUAUUGAUAGAAAAAUCCUGACUUUAAGGGCUGACGACAGCCUUCUUGUCCCAAUGCAAACUAAGUUUCACUGGAAGAGAGAUGAAGGAUCCAUUGCUCUUUCUGUUGCUCAGAAUCCAGAGAGGAAAAGACCCUAUGUCUGAGUUUGGUAUCCGUAGCCUGCUGUCAAGAAUUACUAAUACAAUUCUCUUUAAAUCCAGAAAGUGUCAAUGUUCUGCUUGUUUUAGAACUUUGAAAAUAUAAUGUAAAUGUAUUUCCUGGAACUGAGUGCAACUUGAGU
Molecule: messenger RNA, 1105 nt
Organism: Pseudonaja textilis
Lineage: Eukaryota; Metazoa; Chordata; Lepidosauria; Squamata; Elapidae
Gene: HAAO
Product: 3-hydroxyanthranilate 3,4-dioxygenase
Biological process (GO): 'de novo' NAD+ biosynthetic process from L-tryptophan; quinolinate metabolic process
Cellular component (GO): cytoplasm
Molecular function (GO): iron ion binding; 3-hydroxyanthranilate 3,4-dioxygenase activity
Source: RefSeq, a predicted model, not a curated record